Molecule: messenger RNA, 2179 nt
Organism: Osmia lignaria (orchard mason bee)
Lineage: Eukaryota; Metazoa; Arthropoda; Insecta; Hymenoptera; Megachilidae
Source: RefSeq, a predicted model, not a curated record
UUCAACACUACCAUCACCGUGUUUAUUUACGUGUCAGAAAUAAGUAAUGUUACUAAUGUACUGCUUGAAACACAGCAUAAAACGUUGUAAAUAUAAAUUAAACGUAUAAUGUAUUUUCAUAAUGUUUCUUAGCUCAACGCAGUAUUACGAAAUAAAUUAUUUAGCGUUAAAAUGCUCGACGCAGAGCAAGGGGAUAAUCAAAAAGAGGGAGUUGAUGAACGAGAUAUAAUACUUGAAGAAUACUAUGGAAUCGUGGAAGGCCUCAAACAGGAUUUGCAUCUAUGCAAGGUAGAACAAAAUAAUAUACGAACUGAAUUAGAAAUUUUAAGAAAUGAGAGCCAACAGGCUGAUGAUAUUAGAGAAUCUAUUAAUAAUAUUCAUUUAGAAGAAUGUAGUGAUCAAGAUUUACAUAAGCUAGAAAUAGCAAAUUUACAAGAGCGUAUUGAACUUUUAGAAACAGAAAAGAAUUCAGCAUUGCAAUUAUGGCAUAUUUCAUUAAAUACCAUAAGUGUUUUAGAAGAAGAAUUAAAAAAAUUUCGUGCAGAUGGAAAAGGAACAAAAUUUUAUCAGGAACAAGCAAAUGUUAUGAAGGAAAGUUAUUCAGAAGCUAUUAAAAUGUUGCAGGAGAAACUUUCACAGACUAAACAGAAUUUUAUGAAACAUCAAACACUGUAUCACACCAGUAAAGAAAAAAUUGAGCAUUUAACUAAAGAGAAACAUGAACUUUUGGAAAAAUUGAACAGUUUACAAAAGGAUGCUCAAGAUAAAGACAGGAAUAAUCAGGUGGCAAUAGAGACAUUAAAACAGGAAUUGGCUUAUGCUAAAACAGAGGCUAACAAAAUGGUGCAAGUAAAAAUGGAACUGGAGAGAAAGUUACAUGAAAUUAAGAGAUACGCGGAAAAUAUAAUGGAAAAAGAUAAAGAAACAAAGACUAAAAUGGGAGAAGCUAUUGAACUGAUAGAAUCUGCAGUGAGGGAGAAAGAUAUGGUAGUUCACCGCGAAUCGCUUAUUUUGGAAGAAAAAGCCCGAUUAGAACAUCGAUUAAAUAUAAUAGCAAGUGAAUAUGAUACAAAAAUACAAGAAUUAAAUAUGAAGACCAAAGAUGAGAUUGAAUUACAUACGAAACGAUAUUUAACAGAAAUUAAAGAACUUAAAGCAGAAUUGAAGGAGAAAACAAUGGUAGUAGAAAAAGUUCAGAGAGAUUUAAAAUUUACUGAAGAAGAAUUAAUUAAAGUUCAAAGAGACGUGAAUGCAAAGAUAUUAGAUUAUGAGCAAAAAAUUAAACGUUUGGAACUUCAGUUGCAAGUAUACGAUGAAACAAUAUGUAAAAAUAAAUAUGACAUAGAAAUGAAACAAUUGAAAGAAAAAAUUACUGCUCUUGAAAAUAAACUAGCGACUUCGAAUGAUAAAUUACAAAAAUUAGAACAACAACAAACUAAUACUAUAGAAGAUCAAGCGAAAAGAGCUGAUCGCGAAAAUAAAGACAUAAUGAAACAAUAUUCAGACUUGGAGAGUCAGUUAGCUAAAACGCUAGGCGACAAAGAAGAUGUUGUGUUACAAUUAAAAUCAUUGAAGUAUGAUUUUGAUUAUGAAAUGCAAAAAAGAGAUAAUGAAAGACAUUCUCUCGAAAAUAAAAUUCGAGAAUUAGAAAUUAAUCAUCACAAGGCGAGUUGUAUGAAGGACAAUAAGUUACGAGAUGAUGUGGCCGAUGAAGUGAACGUUUCUGAUGUAAAAAAUAAACGCACAUUCGAUAUAAUGGUGGAAAAUAAAUGUAACUGUUGUCAAUCAGUAUUAUCAGAUCAUAUGAAUAAAUUGCAGGAAAAGUUUGAUAGAAAGACAAAAGAAUUAGUUUAUCAUGUUCAAGUUCAUCAGAAAUUAAGUAAAAGAUGGAGAGACGAGGCAAAAUCUCUAACAGUUAAAUUUCAAAGAAGGACUAAGGAACUAAGAAGCAAAAUAAAUGCAUUACAAAAAGAAAAUACUGAAUUACAAACUGAAUUAUUAACUUGCAAGCAACAAUUAGCACAAGAUGCAAUACAUAGCAUACAAAGAUUUAAUGAAGCAAAUGAAAUUAGGUGACAAUAUUUUCUUUUAUUUACAAAAACCUUACAGUGUAUGUUUCUUAAUGUAAAUAUUAUAACAUCUCUAAGUUUAUUCACAUUAAAAAUACAUUUCAUACCAC